UGGACGUAAACAUACACUCCGUUCUCCACACUCUCUCGGCCUCCGCCAUGGCGCUUUCUCCUUCGACACCUCCCCUGCCCCUCUCCCCUCUCCUCCCCCGAGCCGAGCGAAACCCUUCCGCGCCCUCCACCGAAACCCUAAGGAAGCGCCUCGUCCGCAAGGGCGUCGUCCCCACUCCCAAGAUCCUCCACGCCCUCCACAAGAAGGAGGCGCAAAAAUCCCUCCGCCGAUCGAAGAAGCGUGCCGUACGAGACGAAUCCCCUCCCCUCUCCGAGUCCCAGAGGGAGGAAUUGGAGGAUGAGGCCCGGUUCCGCGCCAUCGCCACCGAGUACCGUGCGGUGAGGGAGGAGCUGCGGCGGCGGGGCGAGGUGGCGCCGCCGCUCGCCGGGAUGCCGUGGGAGGGGUUGGGGGGUGUCGAUUUGAGAGGGGUUUUGGGUGAUGGGGAUGGGGAUGGAGGGGGGAGGCUUAAAGGAGAGCACUUGGUGGAGUUGAGGGAGAUGCUUGCGGAGAGGAACGGGGAGCGGUUCCGGUGGCUUCUGGAUGAUGAUGUAGAACUGAACGAAGGCGUCGAGGCGGGGCAAGGGAGGAAACGGGAUUGUUCGAAGCAAAACCAGUUGGGAGAUGAUGAAAAGAUCGAAUUGCUAGCGAAAAGGCUCAGCGAAACUGAUCUUGAUUUGCAUGAUUGGAAGUUUCCGAGGUUGAUGAGACAAUCCGGCUUACUCUUUAUCGAGAUGUAUGUACUGAAGAUAAUUGCGAGACUUGGAACUCUUGGGAGUUGGAGGCAAGCCCUAUCUGUUGUUGAAUGGAUUUAUAAUGAGAAAGAUUACAAGCAUCGGAAAAGCAGGUUUGUUUAUACAAAGCUUUUAGCAGUUCUAGGGAAGGCAAGGAGGCCUACUGAAGCUCUUCGUAUUUUCAAUAUGAUGCGGGAAGAUGGUCAGAUAUAUCCUGAUAUGGCUGUAUACCAUAGUAUUGCCGUCACACUCGGUCAGGCAGGUCUUCUAAAUGAGUUAAUCAAAGUCAUUGAGUAUAUGAGGCAGAAGCCUUUGAAAAAGAUUAGGAAUAUGAAACGAAACUGGGAUCCAAGCUUGGAGCCGGAUGUGAUUAUAUACAAUGCGGUUUUAAAUGCUUGUAUUCCAUCUCAUCAAUGGAAAGGAGUAUUUUGGGUGUUUCAGCAGAUGAGAUUCAGUGGCUUGAAACCUACUGGAGCAAGUUACGGAUUGGCCAUGGAAGUGAUGCUGAAUGCUGGGAAAUAUGAAUUUGUUCAUAGAUUCUUUGAGAAAAUGCAAAAAGGUGGAUUAACGCCAAAAGCAUUAACUUACAAAGUUUUAGUGAGAGCCUUUUGGCAAGAAGGUAAAGUGGAUGAAGCAGUUAAAGCAGUCAGAGAUAUGGAACAAAGAGGAGUAGUUGGAGUAGCAAGUACAUAUUAUGAAUUGGCAUGUUGCCUUUGCAACAAUGGAAGGUGGCAAGAUGCCAUGCUGGAGGUUGAGAAACUGAAAAACCUUUCUUUCGCUAAGCCACUGGAGGUAGCAUUUACUGGUAUGAUAUUGGCUUCAUUGGAUGGUGGACAUCUCAAUGACUGCAUCUCGAUAUUUGAACGAAUGAAGGAUUACUGUACUCCUAAUAUUGGAACCAUAAAUGCCAUGCUGAAAGUUUGCAGCCGUUCCGACAUGUUUGCAGAAGCAAAAGAACUGUUUGAAUCCACAAAGGCCACGUUCUCCGGUUUUGGGAUCUAUAGUGAUGAUGGUUCAUUACUUAAGCCAGAUGAAUAUACGUACAGUACCAUGCUUGAUGUGUCUGCUUCUGCCCACCAAUGGGAAUAUUUUGAGUAUGUGUACAAGGAGAUGGCACUCUCAGGUUAUCAACCAGAUCAGAAGAAAAUUGCAGGGUUGCUGGUUGAAGCAUCCCGAGCUGGCAAGAUGCAUUUGCUGGAGCAUGCAUUCGAUGCUAUUCUGGAGGCAGGAGAAAUCCCGCAUGAAUCAAUGUUCACUGAAAUGAUUUGCCAGACAAUUGCUCACAACAACUUUGAAAGAACUGUGAUUCUAGUAAACAGCAUGGCUCAUUCAUCGCUAAGAAUAAAUGAAUCACAGUGGGCGAACCUCUUCCAAAAUAACAAGGAUCGAUUCAGCAGUGCUACAAUGCAAGAUCUAUUGAACUAUUUCCACAGCUGUAAUCUUGUGACUGAAGAACCUGUCCCUAGUUUUCUCAAAUCAUUGCAUUCCAUCUGCCGAACUAGACUGUUAAAGGACGCUUCUAUUGUAGCUGAUAAACUAAAUGAUGAGGACAGUGAUAUACAUUCUAGCAAGGAAAAUUCCACAUUGCAAGAAAUGGUUACAGAAUCGAUCAGUUUAGCUUUUGAAGCUGAGGGCAAAGAGAUGCACUCUUUACUAAACUGCGACUCACGGGCUUCUAUAACUGAUACAGCACUUGACAUGCUGACUAUGAAUGUUGGCAAUCCCUAUGCAGAGUUGCCGUCAGCUUUGGAGAUUCUUGAAUCGUGGAAGCAAGACAGGAUGAAAGAUGAUGCUUUUCUAUCAACAAUGAGUAGAAAAGUAGAAUGGAAAUAAUUGGGUAUCAUCUUUUUCAAAUUUUCCACGUGAUGAAUAUGUUGUUUGAUAUUGUAUAUUUCAAUUGCGGUUAUACAUUUCAGGGUAUCAUCUCCAAUUUGAGCUCUUUGGUCCCAUUCUUGAAGCAGCAGUCUGAUCUUUUUAAGAAGAAUCAAUUUGAUACCUUUUUUUUUUGUCAUUAUAUUGGAUUUGAAUCGGAUUUAUGGCAGCAAGCACAGAUCACAGUUUCUAUACUUCAAAAUUGGUAGCUGGUACAUCAAAUAUUCAUGUGUGAUCAGUUGUGUUAUCUGAACGGUAGAUGAAAUUUUGCUUGCGAAGCUGACAUUGUAGGGGCCUUAGUGAAAAAAUUUGUAAAUUAUUGUACAUUUAGCGUCGCGCUAGUUGUGAAAUUCCGUUGUUUCUAAUGUGGAUGGGUUUCUAUUUAA
Ananas comosus (pineapple) is the source of this 2989-nucleotide messenger RNA. Its product is annotated as pentatricopeptide repeat-containing protein At5g67570, chloroplastic. Gene Ontology annotation, biological process: chloroplast organization. NCBI's taxonomy places the organism in Eukaryota, Viridiplantae, Streptophyta, Magnoliopsida, Poales, Bromeliaceae. The coding region runs from base 48 to 2564 and encodes 838 amino acids. Gene Ontology annotation, cellular component: chloroplast. Gene Ontology annotation, molecular function: protein binding. The transcript has 9 exons. The record is from RefSeq and is a predicted model, not a curated record.